UGCCGCCUUUCCAGUCCACAGCCCCCAUGGCGCGCCAGGUGCGGCAGCGCUACGACUGGGACUGCGGGCUCGCCUGUGCAGAAAUGGUCCUCACCUGGGCCACACCCAAUGCAAGCGAAGACCACGCCGCGCUCGCCGACGCAGUGCGCACGCGCAGCAUCUGGACCAUCGACCUCGUGGAGCUCCUUCGCGCGCGGCUUCGCGACCGCAUCAUGUUCUACUCGCUCGUACUCGAGACGUCGCUGCACUUGGCCCACGACGCGUUCUACACGCGCGACUACCUCGAUGAUAUGGCGCGCAUCCAGCCGCUCUUUGAGGCCGUCGUUGCCGCCAAGUGCGCGCGGCGCGGCAGUGUCUCGAUCGACGCGCUCCGCGCUGCCCUCGCAAACAGCGAGCACGUGGCGCUUGUGCUUAUUGACGCCCGCAAGCUCACAUGCUGCGUGCAGCUGCCAUCCAGCGAUGGUUUCCAAGGCCACUUUAUCGUUGUCACUUCGAUCUCCUCCCGCGGCGUCGCGUAUGUGGACCCUGCGUCGCCCGCGCACCCGUCAUGCUGGAUGAGUCUGGCGUCGUUCGAAGCCGCCAGAAAGAGCCAUGGUACCGACGAAGAUCUUAUUCUUAUUCACCAAUGAGGCGAUGACCCUAUCCAAGCCAUGGAGCUUCCGUCGCUACCGCCUCAAGAUCGUCCAGCAGCCACUGCCGCCGCAGGAUCACAUGCAACAUGGUACAGCGAUCGAUAGCUUAGCCAGCCUCCACUAGUACCAGUGUCACUCUGAGGAGCAUCCUAUUUUUCCUCUUCUGCGUGGAGACCAAGCUGCAUCCGACCUGAUGGCGAACAUCGGCUCGUAAGGGUCGACUCGCAGUGCAACAAACAACAACAUUCAUUUUCGAGUCCGAAGCGUACCAUAUCCCAAUACAGCUUCUUUAGCAUGCUA
This is a messenger RNA of Saprolegnia diclina VS20, 932 nucleotides long. RefSeq lists its product as hypothetical. The transcript has a single exon. Bases 27 to 629 code for a protein of 200 amino acids. Lineage: Eukaryota; Oomycota; Saprolegniomycetes; Saprolegniales; Saprolegniaceae. The record is from RefSeq and is a predicted model, not a curated record.